Somion occarium is the source of this 866-nucleotide messenger RNA. Lineage: Eukaryota; Fungi; Basidiomycota; Agaricomycetes; Polyporales; Cerrenaceae. The record is from the annotation of a GenBank genome assembly.
ACAUCAGAUCCUCGAGGACGUUUUAUACGGAACUCAAGAACUGUUUGGUGACAUAGUUGGUAUCUACCGGUGCUGGGUGAUUUGGAGCCGUAACUAGAAUGCUGUCAUGCUUCCCAUCUUCUUGUCUAUCGUCAGUGCAGCGUCUGGCUAUACCAUUGCGGGACUGUAUCCUUCUGUCGGCCCUGAAGAUACGGUCUUCGCCACUCGUGUGCAACCCUGGACACAGACGUUUUACUCUGUUGCCAUCGUGCAGUCAGCGUUGAUCACUGGUCUUAUGGCAUUUCGCGUCUGGCAGGUUGAACGACGUAGUGCCAAGUACCGUACCUCCGAAGGCAAGCUCAUGCCAAUCAUUCGUCUGCUUAUGGAGUCGGCAGCACUUCUGCUUGUCGUUGAGGUCAUCCUACUGGGAAUGUAUACCGCGAACUACAAUGCGCAGUAUAUUCUCUUGGAGCUCGUCGCCGCCAUCGUCGGAAUCACUAUCCGCUCCACUUUGUACAUCUCAGGACCAUUUGACUCUCAAGACGGAUCCUCUGGUCAAAUUGUCAGCCCCAGAUCAGUCCAGCCGCCGAAUUCUCACAUCCCACCCAGACGGCAGUCCAUUCCUCUGCAUUCCAUCGCUAUCAACAUCUCCCACGAGGUACAAUCUCAGCGAGACGACCUCAGCGUGCGGAUUACGAAGGUUCCGGCCAGAAUCGCAGGGAAGGUAUAGUCCUUGUGUUUCAUUGCUUCAACUGGCACUCCAGUGCACUCCAAUCUCCCAUGUUUAAUCUUCAGUUCCAUUAGUGGUACCGCUAGCGCGGUUUACACCGUAACUCCCUCGUUGUUAUAUCGUUGGGAAUUUGCGCUAGCCUGUUGACAUAGACAAU